This is a messenger RNA of Gymnodraco acuticeps, 1545 nucleotides long. RefSeq lists its product as uncharacterized. Bases 70 to 1545 code for a protein of 491 amino acids. The transcript is spliced from 8 exons. NCBI's taxonomy places the organism in Eukaryota, Metazoa, Chordata, Actinopteri, Perciformes, Bathydraconidae. The record is from RefSeq and is a predicted model, not a curated record.
CCCCAUCUUUUGGGAUUUCAGACGAUAUUUAUCCAAAUAGUAUUUUCUCAUCCUGAAUACUAAAUUGAGAUGAUUUUGUUUUCUUCUUUACAGGCCAGCACCUCACAUGCUACCAGCAGAUCACCUGUGAUGACAGAUUCUGCAUGUCAGACUGACCCACCCAAGUACCGUACUGUUCGUCCACAGCUAUCCUCGAGGACUCUUGGUUCACAUCGAAGUACAGCUGUCCAGGCUAAAAUUCCCUGCAGAAGCGUUGGUGUCGAAACACUUCCGUUGGAAGUGCCAGUGCCCUUUUUAACAUCCACCCCCUUAAAGAGACCACCAAAGAGGCCCCGUGUGGAUCUUGAAGAGGAAUACGAAGAUCCAUUUGAGGGAAGCUCUUCUUUGGUGAUUUCCGAAGGCCAGGAUGCAACUUAUGAUCCAGCAGAAUCCAUAACAAAUGCUACAGAAACAACAGCCAUGUCUGGUCAAGAACAAAACCCCCCCCAGACGAUCAACACAUACAUCGUGUAUGAGACCUGCCUCAUGGAGCUUUUUGAAUCAUGUCCUGUGUGCAAGCGUGUGUGUGAUGUACAAACCAGAAGGAUCGGUACAUUCAUAUCAGUGCAGCAGCUGUGCCCCCAUUGUCAGUUUACAAGAAACUGGAAUAGCCAGCCUGUUCUUGGGAGUACUCCAGUUGGAAACCUGCAGCUAUCAGUUGCAACAUAUGUCAACGGAGCAUCUUUCUACAAACUUUCAAAGGUCUUCAAAGCAAUGAAUAUGCAGCUAUGCAAAUACAACACCUUCCGAAGGCAUGCCAGGAUGUUCAUUGAGCCAGCGAUUGUUUCUUACUGGCAAAAAUCACAGGAAGGCAUGCUACAGAAGCUCCAUGCAGAGGAGAAAGUGAUAGUUGGUGGUGAUAUGAGGGCUGACUCUCCAGGCCACUAUGCAAAGUUCGGAAGCUACACUAUGAUGGACCUGAAGAACAACAAAGUCGUUGACCUCCAGUUGGUUCAGAGCAAUGAGGUUGGUGGAAGCUACCACAUGGAGUUAAAGGGCCUGAAAAGGAGUCUGGAGUUGUUAAAGGAACGUGGUGUGACUCUGGACUGUAUUGUCACGGACAGACAUCUGCAAAUUCAGAAAUUCCUAAGGGAAAGCAGCAUCACCCAAUUCUUUGAUGUGUGGCACAUAGAAAAAGGGAUUUCUAAGCAACUGGAGAAGGCUGCAAAAAAGAAGGACUGCGAAAAACUUCGAGGGUGGGUGAAGAGUAUAAGAAACCACAUAUACUGGACUGCAGCAACCUCCACCACCGGGCCUGAGAGAGUGGCCAAAUGGUUCCCUAAGUGCCUUCAUCCACUGCGCAUUGCGCAAUACCAAUGGAUGGCUGCAGGAACGCCGGCCUUUCACAAGCUGGAGACAAUUCUCUCAACCAAGAGGAUUUUGAAAGCUGUGGCCAAACUCAGCCCACACCACCAGACUUCAUCUUUGGAGUCAUUCCAUGCCGUCAUCCUGCGCUUUGCUCAAAAGAAUGUUGUGUUUCCAUUUCUUGGAAUGUUGUGCAGGUAA